This is a messenger RNA of Talaromyces amestolkiae, 936 nucleotides long. RefSeq lists its product as uncharacterized. The transcript is spliced from 4 exons. Lineage: Eukaryota; Fungi; Ascomycota; Eurotiomycetes; Eurotiales; Trichocomaceae. The record is from RefSeq and is a predicted model, not a curated record. The coding region runs from base 1 to 936 and encodes 311 amino acids. Gene Ontology annotation, molecular function: oxidoreductase activity.
AUGUCCUCGUAUAAGAACGUUGUUCUUGUCGGAGCAAGCGGAAGUGUGGGCUCGGCUGUUUUGAAUGGUCUUCUUUCCUCUCCAACCGGCUUCAAAGUCAUAGCUCUUGUCCGCACAGAGUCCAGGUCCAAAAUCGGACAAGAAGGCCACGCCUCUCUUAGCGUCGUCCGAGGUGACUUUGGCGACGACUCAUUUCUUAAGAGCUCACUUGAAGGACAGGAUGCCCUUGUUAUUUGCUUGGAUGUGAAUCCGACAACGCUUGAGCUGCAAAGUCGGUUGGUCGAUGUUGCCGCCGCUGUUGGAGUCAAAAGAGUGAUUCCUAGUGACUUCGGAAGUGAUGUUACCAACCCCAAGAUUGUGGAAGCUUGCUUCCUUUACCAAGGGAAAGUGGACGCUGUAAAACAUAUUGAGAGCGUCGUUUCGAAGAACACUGCUACUAGCUUCACCGCUGUCAUCAACGGUCCUUUUUUCGACUGGGGAAUGGAAAGGAAUGUAUUCGGCUUCGACCCCGAAAAACGAGCUGCAACACUGUACGACAAUGGCGAAACCAAAUUCGAUUCUAUCAACAUUGGUUCUCUAGGAACCAUAGUGAGCGGGAUUCUCACGAGACCGGACGACUUCAAAAACAGAUAUGUCUACGUUUCGGAUUUUACCAUCAGCCAGAACGAUAUUUUCGAAGCAUUGCUCAAGGCAACCAAGACCACCCGCGAAGAUUGGACCAUCGCACAUCGCACAACAGACGGUCUAAAGAAAGAUGGGCUUGACAAAAUUGGUAAUGGUGAUUUCGCUGGUGCAUUAGACCUGAUUUUUGCAUCUGUUUUCAAGGCCGGGCUUGGUUCAGACUUUUCUGCUACUCACAAACUUGACAAUGAGGCAGUUGGACUGAGAAAGUCUGAUUUUGUGGAAACUACCAAAUCUGUGCUGGAGAGGAAGUGA